AUGUUGCUCGAGUGUCAGGACGUCGUAAGCAAGAGCUACUCGCGUCCGUUCAAUGCUCAGUCGUUAUUAAUGAGACGAAUUUCUGAUCCCCCACGUCGAUCAGUCAGUGGCUUCCGAUCCAAUACUGACACCCACUCGUGGCUGCAACGCGCUCAUAUUCAACGAGACGAGGCCGAGCCGACUAGACGAGCUACGAAAGAAUGGAAAAAUAGGAAUUUGCAGCCAUUCAAGACACGAUCGUCUGCUUCUGCUAUGGUUUUAGCUCGUAAAUGCAAACGAAAUGAAGAGCGCAAGCUUUUAAAUGGCAAGAAACAGUCGAUGGACUGUCGUGAUGGCAGCGAGAACAAUCGUGGUGACGAGGAACGAGAGAGUUUGGACAUGGAGGAACAACUUGCAGCUUUUGUAGAAUAUGAUGCAACGGAUAUGGACAAUUUGGAGAUUAAUCCAAGCCAAGAUUUUGACGGAGAUGAAGAGGAAGAUGCAGCAACUCAAGUUUCUCAACAUAUGCAGUCGAGUAGCUGGAAAGAUGUCACGGAUGUGGACCAGUAUCAGGAGGAAGCUUCUGAAUGUUUUGAUAACGUUAUUUAUGCCUUUCAGUCCGCCUCAAUCCCUCGCGCUGGCAGCACAUAUAGUCAAGAAAAACGUGAUUUUUCUCAUCCUGUUUUGCUGAAGAAGGCCAUGGCCAUCUCAGACCAUGACCCUCUUUCUGAUGACAGCGAGGGUUCAUUAAGCGAUGGCUUUGACAUAGCCGUCAACCUUACGAGCGCGGUACAGCCAGCGUUGCAACCGGCAACUAUAAGUAUGCAUGCUAGCAGCACGAGUCCAAAUGUGGUAUCUAAGGUGCGUGCUUUGUGUGAGCAGCUUCGUUAUGUGGAUGCUCACGAAUGUUUGUUUGAUGUUGUGUGUUCUUGGCAGACUCAAUGGAGACAACGACGCUCGGUGAAGCGAGAUUGUUCUUUGAUAGACAAUUCUAGCAACUAUUCUGUGAACGGGCGACUGUUGCUUGCGGCACCAUCUACACCGGCCACUACCAGCGAAUCAUCCUCUGAUAGAGUCAUCGAGCUCAAGGACGGCUGUUUUGACUCCAGCGACGACGCUUAUAAAGUCUCCAUGUGGCAUAACAAGUUGUCUUGUAGUGUGUCGUCCUCGCUGCCUGAAACGACAACGACCGUGUCUUCAUCGCUCAAUGACCCGUCAAGUGUACCCAUAAGCUUUCAGUCCCGACUUGCGAGGAAGCGAAGAAAAGUCGGUCAGUUAACGCUGGACGGAUUUCUUCGGCCGAAAAAGGAUUGA
Peronospora farinosa is the source of this 1293-nucleotide messenger RNA. The record is from the annotation of a GenBank genome assembly. Lineage: Eukaryota; Oomycota; Peronosporomycetes; Peronosporales; Peronosporaceae.